GUCACGGUCAGCUGAGGAGAAGGGUAGGAAAAUAUACGUCUAAUUUCGAGGGAACGUGAAUAUGCACAAUGAAGAAUGAUUAUAGUUUUCAUAUCUAAAAAGAAGGUGUUCAAAAUGGUCGAGCCGAUUUUCGACUAUCAGUUUAGGUUGAUACUCAUAGGUGAUAGUACGGUCGGAAAAAGUUCUUUAUUAAAAUACUUCACGGAUGGGAAGUUCGCAGAGCUUUCAGACCCAACAGUUGGGGUUGACUUCUUUGCUCGCCUGAUUGAAGUAAAGGAUGGAACCCGGAUAAAGUUACAGCUGUGGGACACCGCAGGACAGGAAAGAUUUCGGUCCAUAACCAAGUCAUACUACCGCAACUCUGUUGGGGCACUGCUGGUGUAUGACAUCACAAACCGCUCAAGCUUUGAGCAUAUUCCGCUGUGGAUGAUGGAGGCUCGUCGCCACAUUGAGCCACACCGGCCCGUGUUUGCACUGGUGGGUUGCAAGUUGGACCUAGUAUCAUCAAGCGGACGACGUGAAGUCACCAAAGAGGAGGCCCGAGAAUUCGCAGAACAUAAUGGUUUGCACCACGUGGAGACAUCAGCGAAGACAGGUGCGAAUGUCGAGGAAGCUUUCAAUGCAGUGACACAGGAAGUAUAUUCACGCAUCCAGACCGGAGAGUACAAGAUUGAGGAUGGGUGGGAUGGCAUCAAGACAGGCUUCCAGCGACCUGGGGGGCUGGAUUUUAACUUAGUGGAGGCAGAGCCUGCAAAAUCCACAUGCUGCUGAGGUAUAUGAUGGAGUAGUUGGAACAAUUACGGUGCCUCUGUUGUAGACAGUCCUCUAUAAAUAUAGUGAUGUGUGUGACAAGCAAGGCACUGCCAAACCUUGCCAUAUGAAGACUCCCACAUGCAGUUCAACUGUUCUGUUAAAGAAACUUAAAGGAGAAGAGCAGCCAGUUGGUCUGCCAGGGAAGUCUCUUGGAAUUGACUGUGGGACUAUGAAGUCCACAGAUUGACAAAAUAAGAUUCUAGCAAUUUACUGGUUUUAAUUGCCUUCCUUUGGUACCACAUUUAUUUACAAAAUUCAGUGUAACUAUGAAUAUAGAAGUCGUCCAAAUUAUACUAUAAAUUUCUGUAUGAAGGAUCAUUUUUCAAGGAAUGUCACAGCUCUCUUUGUAAAUGUGCACAUGGUCUUCUGUAAAAUUUCAUAUGAAUUAGAGCAGGGAACCACCAGU
Messenger RNA from Cryptotermes secundus, 1219 nucleotides. RefSeq names its product ras-related protein Rab-39B (gene Rab39). Gene Ontology annotation, molecular function: GTPase activity; GTP binding. The transcript is spliced from 3 exons. Bases 76 to 771 code for a protein of 231 amino acids. Gene Ontology annotation, cellular component: Golgi membrane. The record is from RefSeq and is a predicted model, not a curated record. Gene Ontology annotation, biological process: Rab protein signal transduction. NCBI's taxonomy places the organism in Eukaryota, Metazoa, Arthropoda, Insecta, Blattodea, Kalotermitidae.